UGUUUGUUACAUACAGCCACCAGCGGUGGAAAAAACACCUGACAGAACAGGAACUACAAGUAGGAACAGUUUCACACUUUCCCUUAAGUUUAUUUCCUCGCAGCACAGUGGCAAGAAAACCUGUUGAACUUCAGUUUGUAUCUAAAUGUAUUCCAGUUUCAAAGUGUGGAAGCUGCUACAUGUGCCAGUCUUACACUCUAAACCCUGGCUGAGAGGCUUUACUGGCAGGAACUAUCAACUUCCUCGAAAGAUAUCAAAAAGGUGACAUAUCAACAUGGGAAGAAGGCUGCGAGCCAUACUGGUUUUUCUGACCAUCAUCCUGAAGCUGUUUUACAUGACAGAUGCUGCCUGCAGCUGUUCAUCAUCAUCCUGCAACUGUGACCGCCAGGGCUACUCCAGUGUUCCUCAGCACCUACAAACAUCAAUCACUACCCUGUACUUGAGAAAUAAUCAAAUCACCGCUUUACGUCAGUUAGAUUUCUCAAGGUAUAGGAACUUGGUAAAUCUUUACAUAAAUGACAAUGACAUCAGUAGCAUUGAGGUGGGAACAUUCAGUCACACUCCACAGUUACAACGUCUUGAGCUAUAUGGAAACAACCUGACAACAAUUCCACAAGGUGUUUUUGAUGGUCUGAAUCAGCUACGGUACUUGUAUCUCUACAGUAGUCACGUGAAAAUUAUUCCACCUAAUACUUUCACCAAUCUUCAGGGACUAGUCUAUCUUCGUCUCUAUGACAAUGAGAUCAGCACCAUCCCAAAUGCUGCCUUUGCCAACCUACCACAGCUCCAAUAUUUGCGCUUGUAUUCAAACCAGGUAACACAUAUUCAGUCUGGUGCAUUUUCAAACUUGCCUCAACUUCGAGAACUUCAACUGCAAAAUAAUCAAUUAACCAGCAUUCCAACCGUACCAUAUCAGCUUCCAGACCUAAUUACUCUGUAUCUGCACGACAACAACAUAACAGACAUUCCUGCCAACGCAUUUUCAAACCAGCCCAAACUGUCUACUCUCCGUCUUGACACAAACAAAAUCUCAACAGUUACAUCAAUGUCUUUCACAGGACUUACUCAACUCAAUACCCUUUACCUCUUCAAUAAUGAUCUCACUGAGCUUCCAAACUAUCUGUUCUUUGGUCUUUCCAGUCUUCGCGAUCUAUGGCUGUAUGACAAUGCCAUAUUGCAAAUCUUUCCAAACACAUUCACAGGAAUAGGAAGUCUCUCACGCUUGUACUUGUCUGGCAACAACAUGAAAACUUUCCCUAUUAAGGCAUUUUCCGAGAUUUCCUCAAUUUCUCAACUUUAUCUUCAAAACAACCACAUAACAACACUUCACUUCACAGCCUAUGACAAGCUGACAUCAAUCUCUAUAGUAGACAUCAGUAACAACCCAUGGCAGUGUGACUGUAGGAUGGUUGCUUUCAGGCUGAAAAUGACUGGAUCUCCUUUCUUCCAAAACCAGAUCACCUGCACUAAUCCACGAAACUCUGGCCAACUUCUAAAAGAUAUCAAUCCGGAAGACCUGACUUGCGAAGAUCCCACGAUUGUCAGGUUCGAGAAGGUUUAUAACAACUUAGUGGUAGAGGGGGAUACACUCCAUUUGGUCUGUGAAUCCUCAGGGAUCCCAAAACCAGACGUCACAGUCAUUCUCCCAUCUGGACUGAAUGUAACAGUAGAGUCAGGUGGGAGGGUGACUGUGACAGAUAACGGUACCGUGACCAUUACAGAUGUUACGGCAGCAGUAGAUGCUGGUCUGUACAUCUGUAUUGUGACAAGUCCUGUUGGCUCAACAUUUCAAACACUGUCUGUGGAUGUCCAACCAAACAUGCCCUCUACUGUAACAAUGACACCACAGAAUAUCACAGACAAACCUGAAAGCAACAGUAACCCUAUCUCUGGUCCCAGUUACUCUCUGCCUGUUCUCCUUGGCUCUGUUCUUGGUGCAGUGGCGGCCAGUUUUCUCAUUUGUAUCACCAUUUUCUUGGUCUGGUGCAAGAGGAGGGCCAAGAACCCUCCCCCAGGUCCUGAUACAAGUGUUGUUUUUAACAACACAAACACCACAGCUACUGUAAGCAGUGGUCAUGGUCAGACAGGACAGGGUCGGUCCCAGAAUGUGACAAACCCAAGUUAUGCUCAGAGGUCGGCUGUCCCACAGCUGCCUUUAGACCUGUAUGAAGAUGUAGAACUGCCACCAAGCACACACAGACCUAAGGGCACAGGUCCGAAGCAACCUGCAAAAAAGAAGGCCCUGAAACCACCCAACAGGAACAAAGCUCCGGAUGAUGAGCGUCCCCCACCUCCCCCUCCCCGCGCAGGUGCUGCUGCAGGUGCUGCAGCUGUGUAUGCAAAUGAGUCAGCAGCUGCUCUUGACCAUUUGCCCUACUACCAACGCAACCCCUGACAAAAACCUAACUCCUGAUGACAAGCAUCCCUCACCCUCUCUCGACACAUACAGGUGCUGCUGCAGGUGCUGCAGCUGUACGUGUAUGUGUGUACGUGUAUGUGUAUGCAAACUAGCCAGCAGCUGCUCUUGACAACUUGCCCUACUACCAACCCCUGACAAAAACCUAACUCCUGAUGACAAGCAUCCCUCACCCUCUGUCGACUCAUACAGGUGCUGCUGCAGGUGUUGUAGCUGCAUGUGUAUGCAAAUGAGCCAGCAGCUGCUCUUGACAACUUGCCCUACUACCAACCCCUGACAAAAACCUAACUCCUGAUGACAAGCAUCCCUCACCCUCUGUCGACUCAUACAGGUGCUGCUGCAGGUGUUGCAGCUGCAUGUGUAUGCAAAUGAGCCAGCAGCUGCUCUUGACAACUUGCCCUACUACCAACCCCUGACAAUAACCUAACUUCUCUUGAUGACAAGCAUCCCUUGCUUCCCUCUCUCUCAACACAGGUGCAGCUACAGGUGAAGCUGCAGGUGCUGCAGCUGUGUAUGCAAACGAGCCAGCAGCUUCUGCUCUUAUUACUGGUAACCUGCUCUGCCGCUACCCCCUGACACAGAAAUCUUAAUGAUUGCUUAUCAAUUAUGAAGAUUAUACAUGUGCACAACUUCUAUAAAUUACACCUAUAUCCAUGUCAUGGAUAAUACAUGUACAUGCAUGUGCACAGCUUGAUAGGGCCUAGGGGAAAAAAUGAUGUGUUUUCUGAUUGUCAACCGACCCUAGAAAAAACUGCUGACCCUAGCCUUUUUUUGGAGUGAACCCCUAGGCCCUGCAAGGGACAUAAAUUUUUCAAGCUGAUUGAGCUACAUGUAUUCUAACUCCAUGAUCUGACACCUGAGUGACAAAACGUUGACAUACAAUCAGUUUUUUUCUAACAUUGAACAUCAUGCAGGUUUUACUUUGUUAAACUGUAUAAUAAUGUAUAAGCUAGAUCACUAGAGAUUGUUAGCUGGUGUGUUAUACUAAAUGGUCCUUACACUGUUUGACAAAUUCACAUGGAACAGGUUUUAAAAUUUCAAAUUGCUAUCAUAUAAUGAAAGAAGUUAAAAUUGUAUUGAUAACAUGAACACUGUUAAUAUGUUUGCAAAAAUUUGUAAGAAGGGAAUAUGUCAAUUAAGUUUUCCAUUGUUACAAUUAUUGUACACAUUGAAAUAGAGCAAUUUUUUGUUAGUGUGACAACUGUCAUGUACUGCAUAUGUCACCAAACAUUAUAUUGUAUACAGUGUCAGUAAGUAGUAGUUGCACAUUGUACAACAUAAAGGACUUAUUAGUAGGUUUUUUAGUCAUUUAGGUGUUAUAAGUCUUGGAUCAUUAAAAAUUUAAUACAAAAAUGUACCAAGUAGGUGCAGGUAGACAUCAGAAAUAUGUGUACAUCCCUAGUUUCACAGGUGCACAAACCCGUUUUUAAUUGCAUUUUAUGCAGGAAGUAUUUUAUAUGCCUGUGUGCAUAUGAUAGUGGUUUCAGCACCAAGGACAGGAUUGCAAGGAGAAAAUCUUAUUUUUUCCUGUGGGAUGAUUGAAUUAAAUUUAUGUUUUAAUUUGUAUUUGUUUGUAAUUAUUCAGACCAUACAUUUAAUAAAUAAUAUUGUUAUUGCCUGAUACAAAAAUCAUUUUAAAAAAUCUGUUUUAUAUAAAGUUCAGAAUCAAUUUUGGUACUGAUCAGUAAACUUGCAUAAAUUAUGUUAAUAUCAA
Branchiostoma belcheri (Belcher's lancelet) is the source of this 4130-nucleotide messenger RNA. Its product is annotated as leucine-rich repeat and immunoglobulin-like domain-containing nogo receptor-interacting protein 2. Gene Ontology annotation, molecular function: protein binding. Gene Ontology annotation, cellular component: extracellular matrix. Lineage: Eukaryota; Metazoa; Chordata; Leptocardii; Amphioxiformes; Branchiostomatidae. The coding region runs from base 275 to 2395 and encodes 706 amino acids. The record is from RefSeq and is a predicted model, not a curated record. The transcript is spliced from 4 exons.